ACAUGGUUUGAUACAAACUUGCAAACAUAUAUCUAUACUUUGAGAAUAAAAGGAAGUUUCCAGUUUUAGAAUAUGUAGCCAGUUUUCCCUUGGUGGACCUCAGUAGGAAAAAAAAGAUUUUUAAUUAUCACAUUGGUCAAAAAAGGACUCUAUUUAUAGUCAAGUUUAUUUCAUACAUAGAGAUGAAGUAAUUCGAAGUAGGAACUUGAAAUAAUCUGCUUCAAUGCUGCUGCCAGAAAUGGACCCAAGAGAGAAGGCGACCUUGAAGAACUGCUUGAACUGCUUUUUGGAAGACCUUGACCCAACCUUGACCUUCCUCUCACAAAUGGUCUGUUCAGGGGUGAUAACAGAUGACCAAAAGGACAGAAUAGAGAAGCAGACGACCAGACAAGACAAAGUGAUCACUCUGCUGGAGAUCCUGCCCAGAAGAGGACCGAGGGCCUUCAAGAAGUUUGCAGUGAUUCUGCGCCAAGACUACUCGUGGAUCAGUGAGAAACUGGAACAGGAGUACCAAGUACAGGACUUCACCAAAAGGAUAGAAAAUGCACUUGAACAGAGAACCAAGAAGAUGGGUGAGCUGAUCAAGGACCGUGAUUACAUAAACCGAGUGAUAACAGAGACUGUGGUUCCUCUGAUGAUAGAGGAGUGUGGUACUAGUGUGUCCAGUGGUGCCAUGGGAUCAGGGUUUGAUGCCCCUCUCAAAGACAUCAUCAACGACCAUUUGAUACCACUUCUAAAUGGUAACAAUGGUCAUAGGACUCACUUAGAUUCCAUGCAUAGUGGUAUGUUACUGGAUAAAGUGGUGGAUAUCAUUCAGGACUUGAAGGAGAGAUGCUGUAAGACUCUGUGUUUGAGCGAUGUGACCGAGUUCCAUUCUCCUUUGCCAAUUCUGAUCGAGACUCGGCUUCAGGAACUGAGGGACAUCAUAACUGCCAUGAAGAAAGAAAACAAGAAGAUAAAAAAAAUGGAGGAAAAACUGAUCACCGAAAAUCAGAAACUAAAAAGUGAUUUAACAACUCAGAAAGCUGAAGUUAAAAAGGGAAAAACUGAGAGUGUGAAACAAAACUCUGAGAUCAAGAAAUUAAAAGACCAAGUGCAGAAAACUAAAUCUGACAAUGACAAACUGAAACAAGAGCUAGCAAAUCUGAAGGAACAGAUGAGCAAAGCAGGGAUGGAUCUUCAAAUAUCGUCAGACUUCACUUGAUUUCUACAAAAUUUAUAAUACUUUUUCUGCAAUCAAUAAUAUGAUAGCAUUUUAAAAAAUCAAAUUUAAAAGAAAAUAUUUUUUGUAUAAUCAAUUUUAAGGAUUGUGUCUCUUCAAGUUUAUGCUUCUUCAAAGAAGAGGAUAUUUGUUUGUUUGAGAGAGAGAGAGAGAGAGAGAGAGAGAGAGAGAGAGAGAGAGCAAAUAAUCUCCUUUAAGCUUGUCGGUUGCUAAGACUGGCUAAUAAUGUUUAUUUAAUAAAGAUAGUCAUUUUUAUUCUAUCUUAAAGAAAAAUAAACCAUUGUGCCAACACAA
This is a messenger RNA of Magallana angulata, 1516 nucleotides long. RefSeq lists its product as uncharacterized. NCBI's taxonomy places the organism in Eukaryota, Metazoa, Mollusca, Bivalvia, Ostreida, Ostreidae. The coding region runs from base 224 to 1204 and encodes 326 amino acids. Gene Ontology annotation, biological process: regulation of apoptotic process. Gene Ontology annotation, molecular function: protease binding; death domain binding. The record is from RefSeq and is a predicted model, not a curated record. The transcript is spliced from 4 exons.